Molecule: messenger RNA, 1134 nt
Organism: Leguminivora glycinivorella
Lineage: Eukaryota; Metazoa; Arthropoda; Insecta; Lepidoptera; Tortricidae
Exons: 6
Coding region: 102-425 (107 amino acids)
Source: RefSeq, a predicted model, not a curated record
GUCGCGAGCUAUUUAUACCAGUCGCCACUCUGGCGUUGUCCCUACGCGUGUCAGUGAAUCGUGAUAAAUAAAGGAAAAUUGUCACAUACAAACUGACUAAAAUGAAGAUCCGCGUUGAGGACGUCUGCCUUGCCCUGGCCAUCUUAAAUGCAAUCACCACAGGACUGGCUCUGUUGGGGAGCAUUGUGCUGAUGUUCAUAUUUAUCGCCGGUGUGCUGAGCGAUACCAAGUAUUCAGGUGCAGGUCAAGAAAUAUACGACAGCAGCAAUGGCGAAACGUACCAAAGGAUGUUCGUGUCAGACGAAACUAUAUUCAACACGUUCUUCGGAACCUUUAUAGCUGUGCUGGUGAUGGGUUCCCUCAUCGCUUUAUAUUUGCUGUGCUUCUCUGCAAUGGAAUAUCCAAUCGCCAGCCAGGACAAGUGAAGGCCUACUUCAUCUACGGUGUGAUAAUCACAGCCAUGGCAGCUCACUUCACAGCAGCGAUAUUGUUCGAUGGACGUGACCUCAUGACUGGUCUUCUAUCGCUACUUGGCUGUGUACUCCAGUCGCUAUUCCUCGUGCUAGUCUACAAGACUUACACGAAGUUGGGCAGAGAAGCGAUGUUCAAGAACCACGCUCGUCUGAUAGAGAGUUAAUUUUAAGUUAGAAGUUUGUCACUAGAAAAGUUGAAAAACCGCUUUAUCUAGUGAUGGAAAUAGUAUGACAGACUAUAACCAGAAACCCACCUUAUAUCACAAAAAUAAAACAGGGGGCCUAGUCAAUGAUACAGUUAUUCAAAAGUAAUGGAUCAGACCACCUGCUCGAUUCGAACUUUAAGAUACGUCCAAUAUUAGCUCUGGAUACGAAAGGGAUCGGAUAUGUCAGAAUCAGAAAUGACGUUUAUAAAUUACAAAUAUUUUCCGUAACUAUCUAGUAGGUAACUUAUGGUAGCCAUAAUAUAGUGGACUAACUGAAGCCCUUUAUUUUUUUUUUACAAUCUUUGUGAUAAGAGAACGAAAGGUAUUGUGUUUUGGGUUCUUAGAUUCAUUAAUGAGUAGGUACUAGUUGCAAGAGUAUAUGGGAGAGUCGAUCAGUCGACUAUUAAAACCUUGUGCCAAAAAAAAACAUUUAGCCAAAGACUUGUCAUUUUAAA